AUGGCUGGAAAGAUUGUGAAAGAAGUCGAGGCCACGGAGGUGGAAGCGGUCUCCACCGCAAAGUGCAGCUGCUGCGGAUUAGUGGAAGAGUGUACACACGCAUACAUUGCAUGCGUGAGGGAGCGAUUUGGGGGUCGAUGGAUAUGUGGUUUAUGUGCUGAGGCAGUGAAAGAAGAAAGGGUGAGAUCAGAGAGUGAGAAAAUAAUCACAAUGGAUGAAGCUUUAAGGCGACACACCAAGUUUUGCCAACAAUUCAAUUCUUCAGCUCCUCAUAACAAGGAUUUCAUACUUGCUGUUAAACAAAUCCUUUUUAGGACUUUGGAUUCUCCUAGGAAGGAAAGUUUUGCUUGUCGACCACUUGGUAGAUCUCAUAGUUGUUUCUCAACAAUGCAAACAACUCCACCAAGGACCACAGAGACACAAACAGAGUGA
Cicer arietinum (chickpea) is the source of this 432-nucleotide messenger RNA. The record is from RefSeq and is a predicted model, not a curated record. NCBI's taxonomy places the organism in Eukaryota, Viridiplantae, Streptophyta, Magnoliopsida, Fabales, Fabaceae.